CAAAGGACUUAUCGGCGUAAAACAAAGGGAACAAGAGACGGGCAGUUGAAUUGGGGGUUUUUCUUGUCCUUUGUCACGAAAUCGCUCCUCGUAGUCACUAACACAUCUCUAACAAUAUUGUUAACGUAUCAGAGAACUGACUGACAAGAUGGAGAAAGAUAGCUUUGGCGUAGUGGAUUACGUAGUCUUCUCUAUAAUGCUGUUGAUUUCAGCACUGAUCGGAGUAUGGCAAGCUUGUGUUGGAGGAAAACAGAAUACUACUGCUGAAUAUCUCUUGGCGGACCGGCGGAUGAACUUCUUGCCGGUAUCAAUUUCAGUACUGGUCUCUUAUCUUUCUGCGAUUUCACUUCUUGGCCUGCCCGCGGAAAUAUUCUUUUAUGGGACGCAGUUUUACCUCACGUUAAUUGGAAUGGUUUUGACUUGUUGCGUGGCAAACGCUGUAUUCUUACCGAUGUUUCGUCGUAUAAGGAUAACUUGCAUAAAUGAGGUAAGGAUCAAGAGCCCGUUUCUUUCGAAGUCCCAUUGCUGACCGGGCAUUGAAAAUUAGCCAUAAUGGCCGAGGGACGGUCUGAUCUUGUCGUGUAUUCAAAGUUAGAGCCCUCAGACCAUCACGUCGUGACUUCAAGACUCAGCUGUGGCUAGUCUGCGUGGCAGGUGUUUGAACGCAGGCUAAGCUGUAGCUAGCUGUAAAAGCAACCUUAGUUUCACCUGUGUAGUCUUACCCGGGUCUUAUCACGAGAUAACACGUACACUUAGAGUUAACAAGGAUGAGCCAAUGAUUUUGGGCCCUCCGGUUUUAAGGUUUUCUUGAAUGAAAUUCGAUUUAACUUCUCAUUUUUAAUUUAUCAAUCGGGUUACACUACUCGACAUUCCUUAGGCACUAUGUGAUGAUAUGAAUUCCAUGACCAGUUGUUUAUCAUACUGACAAUCUAUAGUGACCUAGACAAUGAGGAUAGAAGGGUCAAUCCCUCUCUAAAUGCGUCAUCAACCAGCACUUACGCAGGGAAUCAUACUUUCAAGAAAUCCCUUAAGAAAAGUGAUUGCUAUUUCUUUUGCUGACUAGCAUAUUUAAACACUCCCAGGAAAGCCUACCUCCGGAGAGGGGGGACGUCCCCUUAAUUGGACUAAACGUGUAUGUACGCUCCGGUGAACAGGCUAUGGUUUGUAGACUUUUAUAGGGUCUUGACUCUUGAAUCUUAAACGAGGUAUAAAAUUUCACUAUUAAGCGUCUUGAACAGGAUGCUUUUCUGGACCGGAUACCUUUAAAAGAGUUCGAAGGUUGGCUAUUUUGUGGAACCAAGAAUAUUUUCACUGAUAAAGGCUUAUUCCGGGAUGCCAAUUAAAAAAUUGCUUAAUUUCUAUACGAAACGACAUGAAUAAGAUCUUUUGUGCUAAACAGGGUAACUAAAGUUAUGAUUUUUGUCUGUUUGAAGCCAGGGGCACACCUCUACCCAAACGUCCUUUGAGUUAACCCUCCUUCCCCCCCGGUAGUGCCACAACAGUUAAAAAUCAUCAGCCUAGCUCCCGAGAAAUGCUAAACACGCAUAGGAACUAAAGUAGGAAUUAAAUGAGUGACCUAACAAUUUUUUUUCAGUACCUUGAACAAAGAUAUUCUGUUGGCAUGAGGAUGGUAGGCUCUUUGCUCUUUGGAAUUGGCGUGGUAAGUAUCGCGGGUUUUGCGAUUUAUUUUUCAAAUCUCUCGUUAGCCUGCGUAGCUGGCGGUAUUGUGUAGUAGUCGAGUGAGAUUUGGCGGUGUUAUGAAGCAAGAGUGUAGCGUGAUUGUGAGAUGGCGUGAUUUUAUUAUUCCUUUGAUUUUGUUAUUAAUAGUUUCACUCGUCUGUCAGAGCGACAGAGAACUUGAUGACAGAUCGCAUUAGAAACUAAAGCUGAAAGAUUCACGAAAGUCACGAUUUUGUGUAAUGUGUGAGCGAGCCAUUGUACUGUGAGGAUCGAAGCUGUGAAAUAAACCCUGUUUUGCAUUAAAACUGUGAUACCGUGAAGAACGGCCCUUCGGCAUUUACGACAGGCGGCGGAGCCCUUGUAAUCCGCCUCGUCCCUACUCCCUUUUUCUGGAACACGGCUCCGCCGCCAAAACUUUAAUCUCGCACCCACACAAUACCGCCAGCUACGCAGGCUAAUCUCUCUUCCGUGAGACACGAAAAUGACCACGCGUGUGACGUAAGGCGCGAGACAGAAGAGUCGCCGCCCUCGUUUCUCGCUCGACGUUCCCACGCGCGUGCACUCUCCAUACCAAAGCAGAAGUCAAAAAGAGACUGCUCGCAGUCCUAUUUGUACCCAUCAUUCUUCCCGUAACUGAAGUCCAAAACGGUCACGACAGAAGCUUUUCUAUCUGUACAAGAAAAGCGAAUUAGAGAACAAAACGAGCGGUAGUGCAUAGAAUCUAAUCGAAGAUGAUAAUACUGCGGAAAUAAUGAAUAAUCCCAACUCGGAGAGGCCAUUGCCGACAGCUUUGGUUCGGGUAAGCUCGCUCGCCGUCGUUUCUUCCUUCAAGAUAAAGAUAUCAGCCAACUGAAUAACUAAGAACCGCGCUAUGAGAAUGAUGUGUAUUUCGUCAGUGACACGUACGGGUGACUCAAAAAAAAGAAAUCCGAGUUCAACCAACAGGAGCUAAAACUGUGACAAUUAAGUUUCUAGCCCAAAGGCUCUGAGGAGCUACAAAAGAAUCAUGAGAGCUAAAGCAGUUAAACGAGGUUAAUGAGGGCCGUCGUAGCAGUGUCCAGGACGUUCGUUACAUGCACCCUAGCUUACGUAGCAAGUGUUUCCCUGUAAGGUCGUCGAGAAAGUUGGGACGAGAGCAAAAGAGAAGAAUGAGGGAGAAGGAGGAGGGGAGAGAAGGAAAGGUUUCCUCUUUUCCCCUCUCCCUCCCCCUUCCCAUGUUUUUUUGCCCUCGCUCCACCUUUCGCGAAAUAACUCAAUUGAAAACGCAGGCUACGUUCACCCACACAAGUCUCCUGUAGCUCAGUGGGGGAGAGUCUGGUCUAGUAACCAGAACAGUGGCGGAUCCAGCGGAGGGGCCUGGGGGGCUCGCCCCUCCCCUUAUUUUUAGACCAAACUGAGGCCCGAAGGGCCGAAAAAUAAAUCUUAAAACCAGGCCGCGCCUUCUCUCAGGGUCUGGAUGACCGGGUACCCCUCCCCAUCCCCGCCCCCCUUAUCGGAAGGACUGGGUCCGCCACUGCAGAAGGUCAUAGGUUCGAUCCUUUUGAAAGUCGCCUAUUUCAAUGAGACUUAACUAAUAACCAUCAUCCUCAUAUACUUGUCAGGCUUAAAAGUCGCUUUUACUUUUGCAUGUUAAUCAGGCUAUAGUCGCUCAGUAAAUUUUGUAACUGUGAAAGCGUUGGGUCAACAUGAACUUUGUCUUUUUGUAAUACUCUUUCCAAUCCCGUUCAUUUUAUGCAGACAUUAUACUUGUUUGUGGCCUUAUUUGCUCCAUCUUUGGCUUUGGAAGCUGGUAAGUAACGUGACUUUGUACCCCACAACCUCCGCGUGUGUCUCUCUACUCUUUAUAAACAUCAUUCACACCUGGAAGAGUCUAGGUACUUCAAGUUUGGGAUGGAUUGGCGUGGAUCUCCCGUAACCUCUACUUUCAGGUCAGGGAUUUGACAUUGAAUGGUUCUAGCAGAGCCAGUUUUGGAAUAAAACAGAGUAUAAAAUCCGUUUUUUGGGGAUUCCCCGGUAUAAUUAAGAUCCUGUGACGAAGCAUUUGCAUAGACCAUUUGUAUCGUGAAGAGGAAGUCCGAAAAGUAAACAAGCGAAACAAUUGAACGUCAUGAAUCCAAUGUAGUCUAGGACAUAUAAGGGUAUCGUUUCCAAGUCUACAUUUUUUAUCUGCAUGCAAUGAUCUUAGAGUUUUUUUCUCCUGAAAAUUUCCAUCCUUUCACUAACCGUAAGCUACACGUUCAAUGAGCGUGUGGUUCUCCCGCAUUGUCAUAUCUAAUUCAGGUUGAAUGUUUAUGGACAAGAUAUUGAUCUCAGUGCUGGUUCCAGACCUUGAGACCUUAAGAUAGGGAGGGGGCCCGGUCAUCCACACCCUGCAAUAGGGGGGCGGAGUCUCCCAAACCUUUUUCGACCCUUCGGGCCUCAGUUAAGUCUAAAAAAAGGGGGGGGCGGGGGCAGAGCCCCCCCGGGCCCCUCCCCUAGAUCCACCAAAGGAUUUCCGGUAAAUUUUUGCUUGUGGGAUCCGUGAUCCUAAAAAAUUUUGCUUGUGGGACCCGGAAUCCCAGAAAUAUUUUCUUGUGGAAUUUAGGGUCCGGAAUCCCACUAGCGAUUGGAACCCGGAAUAAGAGAGAUCUGAAAUCCAAUAGCUGGAAUCUGGAAUCCAGAUGGCAAGGACCCAAUAUUUGUUUAGAGGGUAUAAGGAGUCAAAAUGUCAUUUGGAACAAAUAGUCUUUUCUAUUAACUCUAGUUGCAGGUAUUCCACUGACAGUUUCUAUCCUGGUAACUGGUAUUGUCUGUACGUUUUACACGGCAUUGGUAUGUUAAUAAUUAUUUAAUAGUUUUGCCAUUGAGGGAGGCUGUUCGUAGUCUACAACCACUAGAUGCAAAUACCUAAGUAAUGUUUGAUAUAAGUGAACCAUGAGUCCCGUCCUACUGUGACGACUUGCACUUGAUCGCUUCCUUGUUAGUAUAAGUCUUGGAGAGCUCAAAAAUGGUCUGAUCUCGGACUUCAAAAAUUGUCUGGUUUCUUUGAUUCUGAGCCCUUUGGAUUUGGGAUCGCCUUAUAUGGACCAAACCUUUCCUUGUCGCUGUACAGCGUCUUCCCAGGCCUUUUCGGUCAAUGGAUUUGGGUGACGUAGCCCUGACGAAAGGCUACUCGAACCACGUGAUCCGAAGCAGAUAGAACAAAAAAAGUGAGGCAAAGGGCGCUCUGUAAUUCAUGGCCCAACCCUGGGAUGCAACACAACAACCAAAAAGGGCCCUUUGGGCGAAAUGGUCACGUGGUACAAAAAUCACCUUGUUGGAUGGCAAACGACGCAGUGAGACCUUGAAAAGAGAGGAUAGAGCGAUUUUCGUAUCACCUUAGCUUGAAAUGAAAACGCGCGAACAAAAAAGAAACAACAAACGAACAGAAAUAGAGCGAUUUGAUUGGUUUAUCAAACGGAUAUAAAUACUCGUGGCUUUUGGUUGGUUAAGCGAACGCGCGGAUGAAAAAACUUCAUGCCCGAGAACUUUCUGGAAAUCAAUCGAUACUUCGCUUUGACGUCAUACUGCAACACGAUUGGCCAAUCGAACAAUACCUUCUCCACAAUAAGGUUUUCUUUGAAGGGAAAACGAAGAGUCCCUGUUUUGAUCUUUUCAUUCAUUGUCUGAUAAAAGAAAUAAAUGAAAGAAAUAACGAACACUUAUUUCAAGGUCAUACGAAAAUCGCUCUAUUAGCUGUUUGAAUGAUGUAACCCCUUUGGUUUUCUUGCCCUCUGCUUCGAUAGCCAUCCAGCAAGGUGCUGAAUGUAUCAUGUUAUUGUAACCGUAUCGCGUGCAAACGGACCAUAAGGUUUUGUCUAAAGGUAGGUUAGAGUGCGUGUUCAUGAAUAUAAAAACAAAAAAUGUUAAUUUAAGUUUAUGUUUAUACAGGGCGGUCUCAAGGCAGUUAUUUGGACAGACGUGUUUCAGUCAGUUAUCAUGUUAGCUGGUAUGCUGACUGUGGCGGUUACUGGCACCAUUGAAGUAGGUGGUGUGAAAAAAGUCUGGGAGAUCAAUGAAAAAUAUGGCCGAAUCAACUUUUUCGAGUAAGUACAGAAAGAUUUACUUUUAAAUCAUUACCAGUCGUAAAGAACUAAGCUUGAGUUCUAUGCGCUUUGAAAGGCAUGACCCCUCUCCAAUUCGCACGUAAACGUGACGAUCAAGGUGAGUAAGAUACCAACCCCACCCCUUAUCCAAUGUUAACAGAAACCUCUCACUUGGAACAAAAUGUUGGUUAAGGGAGUUUCCUAAGUUUUUUUAUAUAGUCAAACCUCAGGCUCUUCUCGACCGUUAAAAUUCCAGCGAAAAUCAUUAACAUUACCAGAGGUCAUUUGUUUUAGUGUUCAUCGAGUGAUUCAGUUCGAGUUUCACCAAAGUUUUAAUUCAAGCUGGCCAACGAGGAGCAGGUUUUCCCCUUCAACAAUUCAAGUUUCUUGAUGAUUUUUAUAUAUCCAAAACUAAAGCCCACUCUUUACCUAUAUAACUAUUAUUUUUUCCUUGUGAGAAAGGUGUUUUAGGACGGUCAGGCGUUGAGGCCGUUUGCUUCCCGAAAUUCCCCACACGGUCGUGUUUUCCUUCAUGUGCGUAAUGACAAGCCUACUCGAUAAAGUGUAAUUUGAUUUUUGUUUUUCUUUUAGUUUCAAUCCAGAUCCUAGGGUUCGUAACACCUUCUGGUCGUUAACUAUCGGAUUCACAAUCACCCUGGUUCCAAUCUGGUCUUUGAAUCAGUACUUUAUCCAGCGAUAUCUCGCCGUGAAGACUCUCAGGGAUGCAAAAAAGUAAGCCUAAACAAGAAGUCUUCUCCUUCUUCUUUCUUCACUUUAGAAAGGAAACGUGGUCGUGUCAACUUUUGCAAGGACUUCUGGGACUUAAAAAAAAAUGGCCAAUAGCUGAGCGGCACGUCCCCAGGAACAAUCCCAGAAAGAACUGCGGGGCGCAUUUUGGCUCCAGUUCCCUUCUCGUUUUCAAAGUGGCGAAGGAGUUUAUCGGUCACGUGACCAUUGAGUUGCAAUUUUUUUCCUCCACAGAGGAAAAAAAUCGAAAAUAAAACAUUCUGUUAAAUUCCGGGCCUGGUUAAAUUCUGUGCUGAUGUAUGUCCCCCUUUUAAGAUUUCUAACUGCAAAGUACAAAAUCUUUGGAUAAUUUGACAUAUGUUGUGAUAGGGACAUCAGUCACAUAAACCUGUUCCCUUAAGUUUUUAACAAAUAGUUUUCUUCUUCCUUGUAUACUUAACAUUAUUUUGAAUAUUUUUUAGAGUUGUAUGGCUCAAUAUUCCAUGCCUUCUAGUGGUGGUGACUAUAUUAGCUUUGGAUGGAAUGGUUAUAUUUGCUAAUUACGCGGGCUGCGACUUGUUUGUACAAGGCAAGAUUACAAGAGGGGACCAGGUGAGACAGUAACCUUAAACCUUAAAAGGGGGUGUCAGUAAAACGCGGACUCGGUGUCUAUCUUAUUUUUAAAGAAUGCUGUUUUGGGGUCAGUGAUAGGAUUGACACUAACCCUACGUACUAUUUGCUGUCUUUUUAAAAAGCUAAAACUUUUUUGCAUCAAUUAAAUCUCAAAGAUAAUGAUCCAGUGUUGUUAUUUAAGAGCACCUUUAGGCAUUGAAACUGUUUCCUGUCGUUUGUUGCAAAGGGUAGCAAGGAUGGACAUGGAUUAAAACUUGAAAAAUGUUGGGUCAACUUUUUCAAGUUGUAAUGCUAUGCCCACAAAACUCGCCAUGUUGAAAAUUGACCAUACUCUUCACUCCGACUUUUAGAUAAUUUUUCCGUACAAGACUGACUCCUAAUAACUUGAAGUCCUUUCCGAGAUAUGCAGACGAUACAAAACCCAUCUGAACUAGAGAAUGAAUGCAUGAUCUGAUUACAUCCCAUGAUCUCUCUAACGCCUGUUUAAAUCACGCGUUCUCUCGCGUUAUCUCGUUUACAGCACGCCCCCAAAAAGUAUUAUAUUGUUGGUAGUUCCUGCUGAAAUUUGUCUGAUAUCUCCUUCAUAAUUAUACAGGAGCAUUUUGCGUAUGAGUAACGACACUGGAGUAGUGACUUCAGCACAGAAUUGACCUUAACCCUUUAAGUCCUGAGAUACACAUACAAAUUCUCCAGACUGUUCUCAAUACAUCACUUUUAAGAACAGUUGAGAGAAUUUGGUUUAAGAUCAAAGCGUUCUCACAUUGGUAAUCAAUUACGUAAUUCUCAUAACCUUUACUCUUGAUGAUCUACUGAUGAUGUUAGGAGAAAAUUGACGUUGGUCACUCUUGGGACCUAAAGGGUUAAACAGCAAUAUCCUCGUGACAUAGCCCCUUUACUGCGAAAUUCAUUGUAUCACGCUGCGCGAUAGACUCCGAGCAGUCUCCUUUUUUUCUUGGUCCGUCGAGCCAAAGGCGGGAGACACGCAAAUGACCACUUCGUGUCUCGCGGCCGCACGUGCACUCCCCUCCCUAAAUCUGAAGAAAAAGAGAGAUACGCAGUCUAGCGGCGCGAAAGUACUUUGAGUUUUUAUGUUCCGUCAAUCAUCUUGCCGGACCUUUUAAGAAACACAAAAUAUCAACAAAAAAGUGGAACACGAGCCGCGGGCGAGUGUGUAUGUCACUGUGUGUUUUUUGCCCGGGCCAAUAGGCGCUUGCCUUUUUGACUAAGUAUUUCAUGACCUGCGCAUGCGUAAUGAAUUUUUUUUCAGGUGGUUCCAUACUUCGUUAUUAACAAACUGGGACAUUUAAGCGGCUUGUCAGGAUUGUUUACUGCUUGUCUUUACAGUGCCGCGCUAAGGUAAAAAGAACCGUCAAUAAAUAAUAUAUUUAAUGCUUUUGCCAUUAGAUACGUUCCCAAGUUCAACUCUAAAGGCACGAAUAUCUGUAGCAAGAAUCUAAGACCAAUACAAUAACUAUCCCUACGGUAAAAUGUGGCGUUAGCUAUAGAAUCUCUUUUAACAAAAAGCUCGUACUGGAACUUUUUAAAGAAUUGAAGCUUGCUUAUGGAAUCCGGAAUCCCACUAACGAUAAAAAUUCCAGUGACAUGGAACCGGGAAUCCACGGCGUAAAAUCCAGAAUCCAAGACUGGGGGGCGAAAGGCCAGUACAGCACAAGAGGAGAGGUGUAAUAGUUUAUACUUUUAGUAAGCGGUAGCUUUGGCAAAGCUACACUAAGGUAAACUGACUGUUUUAUCUGCCACCUGUUGUAAACUAGCCUCCCACGCUGACGUUCGUUUGGUAUGUCACGCAAUCCUCCUCUGGGACAGGAACGCGUGACGAAACCCUAAGAGGGUGUGCAUAGGAGGCUGGUCGUAAACUGAAAAAAUGAAUAAUUGAUUAACUCAGUUUUCUGUUAGCACGAUAUCGUCGGCACUGAGCGGCAUGUCCUUAAUCAUGCUGGAGGAUUUCAUUAAGAAGAAGGUCAAGCUCACUGAUAACGAAGCUACUAAAAUCAGUAAAGUUAUUGGUGAGUUUAAAUUAAGAGAAGCGUAUUCUCUAAUGUGGUUUAACAACCUCGUUUGUUGUUAAAUGGAAUAAGAAAAACAGGAAAUUUUCGAUGAGGAUGUUUUCAUGUGCCUGUGGAGCCUGUACGAGCUAGAGGCUUGUGGAUAGGAGGGGGGAGUUACUUCUCCAAGUUUUUAUCAUUUUACUUUAUUAUUUUUUACAUAGGAGCUUAAAACUCCCCUGACAAACUCUUAACCAUAUAUAUACCCAACAAUCCCAAGAAUUCGUACGCUAGUUUUACUUUCUAUACGCAAAGUCAGAAACAUGUUAUUAAAGUUCAGACCAAAAACGUCAAGUUGUAUAUUUAUUUCGACUUCCUCUUGGGUGCGGGGGGCGGGAGGGGGGAAGGGGGGAGUCGUGUGGUUGAAGGGGUAGGGAUGGGGGAAAGCGCAUUCCCCGGGCCUCAAAUGUUUAACGAAGAUCGUUACGUGGUUUCCCUAUCUAGGAGUAUACUAAUCGAAUAUGCCAUACAACCAUGAUGGGUUAGUCUCUAAAAGUGCUUUACCGCUUUGUUUUACUCGUGAAACCAGCUUUCAGCGUUUACAGCCAUGACUGUGUCCUAGCCUAAAUAACGACGGAAACAAAUAGAAUUAAACUAUUCCUUCUUACUUUUAAAGCUGUUGUGUUUGGCGCCAUUACCAUGGCGGGUGCAUUUUCUGUGAAAUACGCUGGGGCUAUGGUACUACAGGUAAGAAGGAAUACAUCAAGAAAAAAUCUAUUUUAUGAUGUACUGAAAUAUACAUACUUGCAUCACCAUCAUCGUCAUCAUCACAAUCACCAACACCGACAACACCAAAAUGUUCAUCACCUUCACCACAACCAUCAACAUCAUUGUCAUCAUCAUCAUCAUCAUCAUUGAUCAUCAUCAUCACAACCACCACCACCACCACAGGCGGAUUUUCUGCUAUUUUUAAAGAAUUUAAGUAAAAUAAAUAGCACCUAUAUAGCUGCAAAUGUCCCACCUUCCUCCAUUCCGAAUUCACCCUGACCACUACUAUGAUCGUCACUAUUACCACCCCCACCAUCAUCAUCAUCACCACCAACACCGUCAACAUUAUCAUCAUCAUCAUCACCGUCAUCAUCAUCAUCAUCAUCAUCAUCAUCAUCAUCAUCAUCAUCAUCAUCAUCAUCAUCAUCAUCAUCACCACUGCCAUCAUCAUCAUCAUCGUCAUCAUCAUCAUCAUCUACAGCCCCAUUAGGCAGGAUCACCAGUAUCAGUAUCAUUGCCACUGUCAGUAGCCGCAGCAGCAAAACCAUCCUUUGAAACCAUGAAACUUAAGGGAUCAGGAAAAGAACAUUGUCUUCAUGGGGUCCUAAUUCGUAUACCCAAGCCUCGUGAUCAUCAUUUUUGUUGUUACAGCUACCGUUUUUAACGUUAAGGUAGAACUGUAAAAAGAAGCCAACACAUGUAAAGAUAUUAUCCUGAGUGUAUUGUUAGUAUAGGUAAUAGCAUGAUUUGUAGUGAUAUUUGGCGUAAAUACCACGAGUGAUAUUUCAAAACUUCACGAGCCGUUAGGCGAGUGAAAUUUGAGAGAAUUUUGAAAUAUCACGAGUGGUAUUUGUACCAAAUAUCACGUACGAAUCAUGCUAUUAUUGGUUUAUACUACUACCCGCAAGAGGUUUGCAAUUUUCACAUGUAGGUAUUUCAAGUUAAGCUGAAAUACCACUGCUCUAAGCCAAUCAGAUUGCAGAAAUUUCUCAUGUAGCAGUAUAAGCACUGUAAUUUACCCAUAGUAAGUCUCAGGUAAAGUCUCUAAUAUUCGAGUUGAUUACCAAGUGAACACCUUAUUUUCUAAUCUCUUUAUUUCUUUGCAGCUUGCAUACAGCAUUUCUGGACUCACUGGAGGAAUUAUGCUAUCUCUAUUCCUGGCAGGGUUUUUUAUUCCAAGGGCCAAUGCAAAGGUAAAUUGUUUGGCUGUUGUUAUUUUUCCGGUAACAAUUCAUGACCCUGACUGGCUUUAUUAGGUAUCAUGAACGUCCGGAAUCAAAAGGUAGCAUAUAUUUCAGACGAUUACUUCGAGUCGUUUUUACUCUUUCAGGGAGAUUGAAAGAAACUAAUGAGAAGGUUCAUCAAGCGGAAUAGGAAUUGAUUGAAUUGAAGAAUUACUUGAUUUAUUCCUCUUGCUCUACUUGGAAGCAUAGUACAUCGAAGACAACGAGAUAAAGAUUACGGUUGUGGGUGGUGGUCUUAGCCUAGUUUCGUGACAUACUGAUACACCUCAAUUAGACCAAUUAUGCAUCCUAGAUCUUAUCUCGUAUCCCUGUGGGUUCUAUUGUAGAGCCUACCGCAUAAUGUUCUGUCAGUCCUUCCUCAAUGUAUGUCAAAUCCAACCCAAUUCCUUCUUCUGAUGGUGGCUUCAAUCUUCUCUUGACCCCUCCAACAGUUUUUCAUUGGAGAUUGCCCUUGGCCAGAAGACACCCAAAAUUUCUCUCAUCUUUCGUGAUGUCUGGAGUUUGUCCUAUUAAUUUUGCAUUUGUUAUGUUCACUGUGACGACUGUGCGACUGCGGGAGCAGCUUUUACAGAUAUUGUGAAGUUUAUAAGUAUCAAAAUUCCUUUAGUAAUUCCUCCAAUUCUGUCCGGUAAGCGCUUCUAUCUCGAACAAAACCCCAUUAAAAUAUCAUUAUAACUGUGACAAAAGACGGAUCGCAACGCACCUAUCCUAUCACAUUUAGAGUGUUAAUAGCAACUGACAUCACGGCUUAACUGACAGACGACCAAUAACAUCUCGACCAAUAAAGUAACUAGAUUUAAUUACCGCCAAAUGAUGUGACCUGAUAAAACUCUCUGACUGGUGAUUUUUUCGCUGCCGUCGCCGUCGUAGAUGCUAAAGCCCCAUAUCGUGUCUUUAACGCAGGGUAUGUACAUGGGUGUUUUCGCUGGCUUUGGUUUGGUUCUUUGGGUCUUCAUCGGCUCCGUCCUGUAUCCGCCUAACAGUUACCCAGGCGUUCGCUCGGUCAGGGAGUGUUCAUUUUAUGAAGACGCCCUGGCAGCUAACUCUACUUUUGCAAACGGUACAUACGACAAUAGUUCGGCAAAGAUCUUCCGCAAAUAUGGUGACGGACUUAUCAGAAAUUCUUUUAAACCAUACACAAGGUACAGUAAAACAAAAACAAACUUGGUCGAAUUCACUUUCUAGAAUUCUGGGACUUUUACUAGACACUGGGGAAAACAUUAGGCUGAUUUAGCAACAGAACGGAAACGUCUGUUGACGACUGCGCGCGCAAAUCAAACAACUGGAUUGUUUUGGAUUGACCAAUGGGAGGGCGGCAAAUUUGGUACCGGAAGUCGAGUUUAGUCCUUUCUGGGCGCUUACCCGUCUUCAAAUGACGUUCUCGUCCUGUUGCUAAAUCAGCCUAUUAGCCAAUCUGAGCGGUGCGCGCGCAGCAACGAUCCCAGAAACAACUGCGGUGCGAAUUUCGGCGCCAGUUCCCUUUUUGUUUGUAAAUUGGCCAACGCCUCCUAAAACGGUCAAUCCCCAUGUGAUACGCGAGUUUUAUUCAAAACAUCCUGACGCAACGUGAUGAUUGAUUGCUGCUAACAUGGCAUGGCCUUAGUGUCUUUGUUUGGUGAUAGAGCUCACGAAAGAACUGUGGUUUUAUUGAAGUAGUGCCGGAAUUAACAGUGUCCAGAAUUAAUCUGAUAUACCGAGAAUUAUAGGAAGCCGAUAUAAAUGGCUGCAAAAUAGUUAAGCUCGCUUCUUAUAUUUAUAUCUGUUAUAUCUUAGUGUUUGACUUAUCAGACAAUGGCUAAAUACCAACUAUUACGUGUGUAGCUAGGGCCUUAAUAAGAGGAUAUAAGCAUACCCAAGAGGUCAAACACCGGUCUUUAUGCUUAUCACUGUUAGCCAUGCUUUACAGAAACACUCAUGCAGCGCGUUUGUAACUGUUUUCCCUUCUUUUUUUAUUGUAGCAACCCAUUUGCUGAUCUUUACAGUUUGUCAUACCUGUGGUUUAGUACUCUGACCUUUGUUACAACAACUGUUGUUGGCUUGACUGCGUCUUUACUGCUUGGUAAUUUUUGUCCUGAUUUUGACUUAUUGAUUAAUGAUUGAUUUGAGUUGCCAAUUGCCCAUUUCCGAGUUGGUCCAAGCCUCAAGCAAGUUUCAAAGCGAGGCUAAGUGCGAAGCCAUUGAUAUGAAAGCGAGUUUUUAUUCUCAUGCAAAUAAAACUCGUUUACACAAAAAAGGUUUUGCACCUAGCCUCGUUUUGAAAGUUAGUUUUGGAAACUUGGAAAUGACCUAUUGCUCUGCCUCUAACGGCAUAAAUAGGUGUUGUACCCACAGUCUUGGUGGUUGUUUUCUAAGUUCUUUACAGUCUCAUUUGCCAAAAAAUGCCUUCUCUCAACUUUACGGAUUGUGUCCCGGAUCAGCAGGAACAUAGUACAUGCAUAUAUAGCGAUGCCCGCCAUAAUGAAUGUCGACCGCUGACCUCUUCUGAGGGCUCGAUUUCCGCUGCCCUCUCGGUCUGGGGCUUCAUUUCCUGAACAGUGGCUGGUAAUCGAGCCUAGGCUUUUACUCCAAAUCAUAUCUCGGGUAAGGCUAAACUGGCUUUUAAUCUCUUUUGCUUCGUUAAGUUGUAGUGAAAUCAGGGUUGUACAGCGUGGGCCUCUUUUAGUAAAAUGACAAUUGGAUUAUCAAUGAUACUAUGAUUAUCAACCAGAUAUUGUAAACUAUUGUUCUUGAUUGUUUGUGUGUUUUUAUUGUUGUUGUUGAUGAUGAUUUUUGUUUCUUCUGUUGGUCUUUAACAUAGAAACCAAGGAAGACCGAAAGAGGCAAAUAAGUCCUAAGCUAUUCUUCCCACUGAAGGCCUGGCUAUAUGGAUUUCUGCCUGGUCACCAUUUCAGCUGGGAAGAAGAGACUUACUGUGAUGAAACUGAUAUUGAACUGAAGGUAUAUUUUCUGACACGUUUUACUGAACAACUCGUCUUUUGAAUAAAACGCUCACAGGACCGGAUAUAACUCCUGUUUGAGCAUGAAGGACCUUUAGAAUAUUACUCCUACCUUCUUGAAGGGGUGCAAGUCCAUUACAGGGUUACCCCUGGCAGUAAAUCACCAGUAACUACUUUACCCGUCGGUAUAAUAUAGCUCCCAUUGGUGCCGCUAUACUACCCCCUAGACAAUAUGCUCGUGCACCACAAAGUUACCAAAGCGGUAUAUCACCAUUUUUUUUUACCCCUGGGUAUAAAACAACACCCAAAAGUAACCCCUUCCCCCCAUCCAUCCGGACACGAUGUUAGUGCACCACAAGGCUUCCCUUUCAGUAUAUCACCAGUAUCUAUUUUCCCUUGGCUACAAUAAAGUACCAAGUAGUAUCGCUACUCCCCCUACGGCUUGACAAAAUGCUAGCGCACCCCAGGUUACCCAAGCAAUAUAUCACACGUUAGAUAUUUUACCCCUAGCUAUUGCAAUACAGAACCAAGUAGUAUUGCUUCCUCCCUCCCCUCCGUGGAGAAGACGCUAGCUUACCACAGGGUUACCCCAACAGAAUUUAUAGCCUUCCUCACUUGAUGAGGUACAAGUCCAUCACUUAUUUACCCAGCCGUAUAUCAACAGCCCUAAUUUUUACCCCUCGGUACAAUUCAGCAUUGAGUAGUACUGUUACUUCCCCUGGAUGGGAUGUCAUUCCAUUGCAGGGUUACCCCCAACUGUCUGUUGUCCCUUCUCUUUCAAAACCGUAAUUCAGGUUAUGUUCUUUUAUUAUUCACAUUUAAAAGUAUUAUUUUCUUUUAACAUUAAUUUGUUCUAAAUUUGGUCACUUAUUUCAGAAGACGUCUGGCAAAGGAGAAGAUACACGUUUCUAGUUAAAUGAAUCAGGACACAUGUAACCACCUCUUCUAUUCUACUGUUGACAACGUGAAGAAAUUGCUGCCACCACCACCGCGUUAGAAAAAGAACUUACAUUCAUUAACCGCAAAAAAUUGGUAACUCCCUGUGUGCCAUGGUAUUUGUUAUUGUUUUUCAUCUAAAAGGCACAUGUUUAAGGUCAUGAUUUAUUGCUAAGCUUAAAAGCAUUGUGUCAGCUGCUUGGCUCGGUCAAAAACAUGGUCACAACAAUGCCAACUGUAUAAUCAAGCCCAUAAGAAGUCCACUCCAAUAAUAUCUAAUAACAAAAAAUCUUAUAUCCAGAUAUAGCUUGAAGUUUGAAGUUUAUUAAGGUUUUAAAACGUGGCAUGUUAAAAGGUCGCGCGCGCCUUAAUGAAUAAGUAGAUUCGUGCGGUGCAGGCAAUAACUUAUAAAGGCGGUGAUUAUUGUCAUUUACAAUUGUGUGAAAAAGUGACUCACAUAUUUCGUCAUGGUGUGUUACUAAUUCCUUAAAGUUCGUCAUAACAAGAGCUUGAGGUUACUGUAUUCUUUUCUACAGUAAAAAUAGGUUCGCAGAAAUGCGAGUUAGGCUGUUAUUGCUAGAAAAAGUUGGGCUGUUGCGGCAAGAUGCUGUCACUCAACAAAGCGGAUUUUAUGACGUGAAAGUCGUUAGUUUUAGCAAACGCCUGUGCAAUAAGAGAUCGCCUCGAUUUCAUUUCUCUUACUAACAAUGCUGGUUUUGUUGUUUAUGGCUUUUAACGUAAGUAUAUAUUCUCAAGCAUAUAUUCAUUGUGGAUUUCACUAUGUUCCUUAAGAUUUCAGCCAUGUGCGCUGACGGAACUACGCUGUAUAUUAAAUAAGAUUUUUCUUUUUUUUUCUCUUUUGCAUUUCAUUGAGCUAUUUUAAGGAAAAAUAGUCUGCAAAUAUUGUAAAAUAAAAACGGUGAGUUGUAUCAAGAGAGGAUAGCCCCUUUAUCCUCUCUUGGUUGUAUCUUAUUCCAACCGAAGCCCUUGUUUUCAAUCAACCUUGAAUGAGAAUGAGGCAACUCCAGAGUAAGAGGAAGCGAGAGCUCCAAAAAACUAGACGCGGGGGUCAUCAAUUCAGAGCUGUUUCAAACGUCGUGCUACUGCCGUGCCGAACUAAAUUGAUUGACGUUUGAAACCAAGUCUUCCUACUGCCGUGUAGGCUUUGCCGUGCUACACGGCAGUAGCUCGACUUGGUUUCAAACGUCGCGCUACUGCCGUACCGAACUCAAUUCAUAAAGUAUAAAUACAGUAGAAUACAUUUAAAAGUUUGCUAAACCGUUUCUUUAUUUUUGUGUUUUGUUUUCGGCAACUGCCGUU
This is a messenger RNA of Porites lobata, 16310 nucleotides long. Lineage: Eukaryota; Metazoa; Cnidaria; Anthozoa; Scleractinia; Poritidae. The record is from the annotation of a GenBank genome assembly.